UUCUUUUUCAAGAAAACCAAAAGAAAAAAAGACACACUUUAGGAUUUUAAGUACAUAACUUGAAUCUUGAUUUUGGUUUUCUUUAUUUUCAGUUUUCUUUUUCAAGGGAAAAAGAAAAAGACACCCUUUAAAAUUUUAAGUCUAAAAAAUCAAAAAUUUUGAGCAUAAUAUAUAGCCCAUUAGUUAGACCAGACAUAAAAAAACUAAUGGCUUUUUUAGUUUAUUGUCAAGUGUGUUUGAUAUCAAUAAUCUUGAUUCCAUUCAUGUGUUGGGUGGAAUCAGUGAAUGGAAUUGGGGCUAAUUGGGGUACACAAUUAUCUCAUCCACUACCACCAAACACAGUAGUGAAGUUGCUUAUUGAUAAUGGAAUACAAAAGGUGAAGCUUUUUGAUGCAGAUUAUGGUGUAUUAAGAGCUUUGGGAAGCUCUGGAAUUGAAGUUAUGGUUGGUAUUCCUAAUGAUAUGCUUGCUACUGUUGGAGGUAGUAUGAAAGCUGCUGAAAAAUGGGUUUCUAAAAAUGUUUCUGAUCAUGUCACUAAUCAUAAUGUUAAUAUCAGGUACGUUGCAGUCGGGAAUGAACCAUUUUUAUCAACUUAUAACGGGACUUUUCUCAAAUCCACAUUCCCAGCUCUCCAAAACAUCCAAGCUGCGCUUGUAAAAGCUGGACUUGCCACCAGAAUCAAAGUCACUGUCCCACAAAAUGCAGAUGUUUAUGGGAGUGGUACAAGUGGGGUCCCAUCAAGCGGUGAUUUUCGGCCUGAUAUCCAUGAUUACAUUAUCAAAAUCACAAAGUUCUUGAAUGAUAACGGAUCACCCUUCACUGUCAACAUCUACCCAUUCAUAAGCGUAUACCUCAGCCCCGAUUUCCCGUUUGAGUAUGCUUUCUUUGAUGGGAAUGGAGCUCCUCUUAUCGAUGGUGGAACUACAUACACGAACAUGUUUGAUGCCAACUUUGAUACCCUUGUGUGGUCCCUACAGAAGAAUGGGUUCGAAAAUAUGGGAAUCAUAGUAGGUGAGAUUGGAUGGCCUAGUGAUGGAGACCGAAACGCUAAUAAUCAGAAUGCUCAACGGUUCAUGCAAGGGUUCAUGACUCAUAUAGCUGGUAAUAAAGGGACCCCAAUGAGAACAGGCCCGAUUGAUGCUUAUUUGUUUAGUUUAAUUGACGAGGAUGACAAAAGUAUCCAGCCUGGAAACUUUGAAAGACAUUGGGGAGUGUUUUACUAUGAUGGACAACCAAAAUAUAAAUUAAACCUUGGAACCAACACUUCCAAUUCUGGUGAUCUGGUUCCCGCCACAAAUGUUAAGUAUUUGCAGAGAAAAUGGUGUGUGAUGAAGGACUCGGCUAGGUUGGAUGAUCCAUCAAUCGCACAGUCAGUGAGCUAUGCAUGUGCCCUAGCAGAUUGCACGAGCCUCGGGUAUGGAACCUCUUGUGGGGAAUUAGACGCUAGAGGAAACAUUUCAUAUGCUUUCAAUAGUUAUUAUCAAAAAAAUGAUCAACAAGAUGUAGCAUGCAAGUUUCCUAAUGUUUCAAUGGUUACCAAAGAAGACCCUUCCACCGGGACAUGUCGGUUCGCGAUUAUGAUUGAACCAUAUUUUGGUGGUUCAAAUCGGUACAUUGGCUCGAUUGUGAACUUAAUCUUGGGCUUGGUUCUGUUUCUUAUCUUGGUUUGGUAAGUUUGGGCUUUUAUUGGGUCAAUCUUUGGUGAAUAGGUGAUGGAAGAUUGAAUUUUGGGUUUUUAAGAAGUUUGAUGUUGAUUAGGGAUUUGGUAGAUUUGUAAGAAGGUAGUUUAAUGACCUAAACUAUGAGAAUGCGAUUGCUAUGGAUAAAUGUUUCUUGAAA
This is a messenger RNA of Erigeron canadensis, 1839 nucleotides long. Its product is annotated as glucan endo-1,3-beta-glucosidase 6-like. Bases 207 to 1673 code for a protein of 488 amino acids. Gene Ontology annotation, cellular component: plasma membrane. The record is from RefSeq and is a predicted model, not a curated record. Gene Ontology annotation, biological process: carbohydrate metabolic process. Lineage: Eukaryota; Viridiplantae; Streptophyta; Magnoliopsida; Asterales; Asteraceae. The transcript has 2 exons. Gene Ontology annotation, molecular function: hydrolase activity, hydrolyzing O-glycosyl compounds.